AUGGCAACCUCUGUGAGUAGCACAACAGCACGACGGCACGUACUGACCCGAGAAGAAAACUGAACUUCUGGCCCCCCUGCAGACCACCUCUGGGACACCCGCCUCGACCACCCCAGCGCCAUCUGCUCCUGCACCGUCGUCGUCCACGUCGACACCGGCAGCGGCCAAGUCCGAGGAUGUAUCUCAGAAGAAGGGUGCUGGUGUCAAGUCGUUCUUGUCCGGUGGAUUCGGCGGUGUCUGCUCCGUCUUGGUUGGUGUGUUGGACUCGUUCCCGCUGCUUUUGCCCGGGCUUGAUUGAUCGUCGUCGUCGGUGUCGUCGGUCCCGGGGCCGCAAGCAUCACGGGCUAUAUAUAUUACGGCGCAAGACAUAGCCGGACGUCGACGACCGACCCCGGCUUGCGAGGGCCCAGCCGCCUCGAUAGGUUCCACCAGAAUGCAAGACUGACCCCAUCCUAUCCCGGGCCACACAUGCAGGUCAACCCUUUGAUCUGACCAAGACGAGGUUGCAAACCGCUGCACCCGGUCAGUACACGGGUAUGGUCGAUGUCGUCAAGCAGACGAUCGCACGAGACGGGUUGAAGGGGUCAGUCCUACCCCCAUAUUCAUCUGGUCAUCCUGUGCCGUGCCUGAUCUGACAUAUUCUAUGCUCUCCACAGCUUCUACCGAGGCAUGGGUCCGCCCCUUGUCGGUGUCACCCCCAUGUUCGCGGUUUCGUUCUGGGCAAGUCUUUGAGACGUCACCACCGAUGUGUCUCACAUCGGGCGGCUAACCUCUCUUCUCUAUCUUGCCUGCACCUGGUAUACUCCCCCAUUCUUCAGGGAUACGCAAUGGGAAAGAAGAUCGUCUACAGCUUCACGCCCGAACGAACGUCGCCGAACUUGUCCAACGCCGAGCUCGCCUUUGCCGGUUUCUUCAGUGCCGUGCCCACGACCCUUGUCGCAACCCCCGUCGAGCGAGUCAAGGUUCUUCUCCAGGUCAGUAUCGAUCGAAGGCACGGUGCGCACUUUCAUAUGUGCCGUCGCUCACUUGGUGCUCGGUCACUCUUCGUCCGCAGAUGCAAGGUCAAGGAGGGAAGCAGAUGUACAGUGGCCCGCUCGAUGCCGUCGCUCAGUUGUACAAACAGGGUGGCAUCAAGUCGAUCUACCGAGGAACGGGUGCCACCCUUGCCCGUGAUGGACCUGGUUCAGCCGCGUAAGUCGUGCGAUCGACCGCCACCGAGUGCUCUGCUCGGAGUUCGGUCUCACUGUGUGCAAAUGUUGUUGGCAGCUGCUGACGCGGAAUUACGUCCCCGUCUUCUUUUGUUCAACAGCUACUUCCUUGCGUACGAGGCCAUCAAGAAGAAGCUCACUCCCGCUGGUCAGGACCCGGCUCAGCUCUCGCUCUCGGCGGUUGUCGUCGCUGGUGGUUUCGCCGGUGUGACCAUGUGGACGUUUGCCAUUCCCCCUGAUGUGAGUGAACUAACGAAUUACCCGUUGAAUUGGAAGAGAACUUUGCUGAUGGGUGGGAUUGUUAAUCUCCGGGCGGAUAGGUCAUCAAAUCGCGAUUGCAAGGAGCGCCUGAGGGCACGUACAAGGGCUUCGUGGACUGCGCGAUGAAGACGGUGAAGAACGAUGGUGCUGGUGCUUUGUUCAAGGGUCAGUCCCGCUUUUGGUCCGAUCUGUGUGUGUGUCUGCGUCUCCGCACGGAGCUGACUUGUCGCAAACUUUCGUCCUGAAAACAGGCUUCGGUCCUGCCAUGCUCCGCGUAAGCCCAGUCCCAUAGUUGCCCAACUAGUAUCUAAUGCACGAGGCUCACUUCAAGUUUUCCUUUCCGUCAUUUUACAGGCCUUUCCCGCCAACGCUGCCACUUUCGUACGUCUUGAUGAAGCAUUCGCCUCGCAGUGCUUUUUCAAACAUCGCGAUACUCGAACUGAUACUCGUCUCCUUGCGUACAUAGCUCGGUGUCGAGCUCUCGUUGCAGCUCAUGAACAGUCUCUGGUGA
Molecule: messenger RNA, 1980 nt
Organism: Microbotryum saponariae
Lineage: Eukaryota; Fungi; Basidiomycota; Microbotryomycetes; Microbotryales; Microbotryaceae
Source: the annotation of a GenBank genome assembly